AUUAUUGCUGUCCCCGUUAGUGGUAUUCCGUACAUUCAAAUUGGUUUUAUUAUUGUUUUGUAAAUUUUGAGUUUAUUUUCCAUGCUGAGUUUGGAGUUUCGACUAGUUAGCCAGUACAUCUGUCUUCUUUUUAUCCGAAGGCGAAAACGUGAGGUUCGUUUUCUCAGGGACCGUAUUCUUUUUAUGUGACGCCAAAUUUAAACUCCUUCGUCGAUAUCUAAACCGCUUUGCCUUCUCGGCUAAUUACAUUUCUAACACUGCAAGAGUAUAUGUUACACUAUUGCCAUACCCACAUAUUUUCACGAAUUAUAAUUAUAAUUAAGUUACUAUGUUAAGUUAUAUAUUAUAAUUAAGUUACUUCUGAAGUAAAUGCAUAACCCUUUAAAUACAGGAACAUUUCCUAUGUUUAAGUCGGAUGGCUAUUUUAUCUAGGCGUUUUUUGUAGUUUAUGAAUUUUCAAUAGCGUUUUGCGAGGCAAGGAUUAUCGUGUCACCUGCAAAUGUGACAGGUAUAAUUUUUCAUCGGUAUAAUCUGCCGUAUAAUAAGAUAAUUAAGAUACAAGCACAUUAAAUAAUAUGUAACACUUCCAAUAGAUCUGUGAAUGAAUGAAAAAUCAGGAAAUAAAAAAAUAAAAGAUAUGAAUAAAUAAAAUAAUAAUCCACAAAAUAAUAAUAUAAAUAAUAUCCAUAUUGACGUUUCUAAUCAUAGAAGUCAAAAUUUCUGAACUCAAGAUAAUGUGAAAAUCAUAGUUUAAUAGAAUCAUUGAAUUCAUUUUGGAGUCAGCUAUAACUCUAUCAAAUUAAGAAUAUAUAGUGUUAUUUGCAAAAAUCAAGCAAAUUUUUUUAUUGUUGUUUCUAACCAAAUUGAGACUGAUCCUUUGCUUUAAACAAUUUUUUGUGAGAUUAAUGGAAAUGCCACGUAAACAAUAAGUGCCCCUCAACUAUACUCCUGUACAUACGAUAAGUAUUCAAACAGUUCCAUUACAGUACAUAGCUAUGAAAUGUUGAUUAGAUAACAAUAAUACAUACAUAUGUAUAUAUUUGCCAUCAUACUUAUAUACUUAAAUAUAUGUAUGUACUUUGUUCCAUUAUAUUAACUUGUACGCAAGUGGGUUUAGUGGAACAAAUAAGUAGUAACAGACCUAUCAGAAUAUAAACUGUGUUACAUUUACUUCGUCAGUAAGAAUUAAAAUAAAAUGCAGAUAAAUAUUAUACUUAUUAUAUUCAUUUUUGCUUCAUUAUUUACGGGCAUUGUUGGACUAUCACUCAUUUAUAUGGAGGCCUACAUGCCUAUUUUGAUAGUUCGUUUGUUUCGUUACGGUAAAUACUCUGUUACUUAUCAAUCAAUAAUUAAAAAUGCAGAAGUACCUAAAAGAUGGUUUAAACAUUUUUAUGUUUUGGCUGCACCAGUUUCAAGCUAUGUCUUAUAUUUAAUAAUUUGUAAAUUUUUAUGGACGGGUAAUAGUCCCAAAACUGUUAUAUGGAUAUUAAAUAUAUGUUUGGGAUCAUUCAGACAAGCACUAGUAUCACCAGAAAGUACAUUUAUAGCAACUCUACUUUUAACUUUACACUGCUGGAAACGAUUUUAUGAAACACAUUUUGUAAAUAUCUUUAGUGAUAAUAUGAUGAAUAUUAGCCAUUACUUAAUGGGAUACAUACAUUACAUAGGAACCUUUAUAUGUAUCAUAGGUGAAUCUGAUGGUUUUGUUGAAGGUUCAGAAGGAAACUUUUCCUGGAGAAGAAUUACAUACGUACAACUAAUAUGUGCUAUUAUUUGUGUACUAUCAUCAUAUGUACAACUCAGGACAAAUUUUAUUCUUAGUAACUUACGAUGUAAUAAAGAUAGAAAGAUUAUUUCCACAGCAUAUAAAAUACCACAUGGUGGUCUGUUUGAGUAUAUAUCAGGCGCAUUACAAUUUACAGAGAUAAUUAUUUAUAUACUACUUUCUAUUAUCUUAUGGCAAAGUACUAAUUUUCAUUAUAUUACAUUUUGGGUCAUAAUUAAUCAGACUGUUACUGCUAUACUGACUCACAAAUGGUAUAUACGAACAUUUAAAAAUUAUCCAAUGUCGCGAAGAAUUCUACUUCCUUAUAUUUUUUAAGUAUGACAAAAUUCUUUUUAUUAUACAUAUAAUGUUAUUACAGAAAUCUUAAUUAUAUUUACGAAGUAAUAUUAUAAUUAAAUGAAAGAAGUGAAACAGUUAUAUCUCCUUAAUAAUGUAUAUCUUUUUAUAACAUUUGAAAUAAAUUAUAUUAAGCAA
Molecule: messenger RNA, 2260 nt
Organism: Bombus terrestris (buff-tailed bumblebee)
Lineage: Eukaryota; Metazoa; Arthropoda; Insecta; Hymenoptera; Apidae
Product: polyprenol reductase
Exons: 5
Coding region: 1196-2101 (301 amino acids)
Biological process (GO): polyprenol catabolic process; dolichol-linked oligosaccharide biosynthetic process
Cellular component (GO): endoplasmic reticulum
Molecular function (GO): 3-oxo-5-alpha-steroid 4-dehydrogenase activity
Source: RefSeq, a predicted model, not a curated record